AUGGAAUCAAACUGGAGAAAGGUUGAAACAAAGAUCGCAGAUUCACUUCCUGAGAUUGAUGCGAGCAUAAAACUACUUCUAGAGAAAAACUCUUGGGAAGUACUGAAGGCGAAAGUGCAACGAAGGCAAGGAAAAACUAUAUUGGCAGCAGAUGGCGAUCUGUGUAAACGGCCUGGUGAACAACUACAAUUAGUCGGAAACAUGUUUUUCGAGAGAAUAGUCGAAAUUUUUAACAAUGCUAAAGCCAUUUACGACAGAGUGAUAGCAGAGUCUCAGGACAGUGUCGGCGAGAUCCUGAGCAAUAUAAACAAUAUGAUAAACGAUUUGGGCAGGAUUAUUUUAGAUGUCGAGGAGCCUGAACGUUCUGCACUGACACGACUGGGGCUGACAGCAUUUGAUGGAGAUGAACGGUAUGAUGGGAUUUCUAUAAUCAAACCAAUCUCCAUCCCAUCAGCUGUUGAUAAAGAACCUGUUGAUGUGAGACUGCAGGUCCAUGCAGCACAUGUUCUGUUAGAAAAUCU
Paraglomus brasilianum is the source of this 521-nucleotide messenger RNA. The record is from the annotation of a GenBank genome assembly. Lineage: Eukaryota; Fungi; Glomeromycota; Glomeromycetes; Paraglomerales; Paraglomeraceae.